Prionailurus viverrinus (fishing cat) is the source of this 1755-nucleotide messenger RNA. RefSeq names its product arylsulfatase F (gene ARSF). The record is from RefSeq and is a predicted model, not a curated record. The transcript has 10 exons. Gene Ontology annotation, molecular function: arylsulfatase activity. Bases 1 to 1755 code for a protein of 584 amino acids. Lineage: Eukaryota; Metazoa; Chordata; Mammalia; Carnivora; Felidae.
AUGAAGCUCAGGAUCCUCGCCAUCGCCCUGUCUUGGACGUGUUUACUCCUAAGCCCACGUGGGGCCCAGGAGGUGCAUGAGGACAAGCCGAAUAUUGUCCUGAUGAUAGUGGACGAUCUUGGGAUCGGUGACUUGGGCUGCUUUGGCAAUGACACGAUGAGGACUCCUAACAUCGACCGCUUAGCAAGGGAAGGCGUACAACUGAAACACCACAUCUCUGCAGCGUCAAUGUGCACCCCAAGCCGGGCCGCCUUCCUCACGGGAAGAUACCCCAUCCGAUCAGGAAUGGUUUCUAACAAAGUGAGCCGUGUGAUCUCCACGCUCGGAGCUCCUGCUGGACUCCCUCGCAAUGAGACAACAUUUGCAGCCUUACUGAAGAGGCAAGGGUAUAGUACGGCAUUGAUAGGCAAAUGGCACGAAGGCUUAAACUGUGAUUCCCGACAUGACCACUGCCAUCACCCAUAUAAUUAUGGGUUUGAUUACUUCUAUGGCAUGCCAUUCACUCUGUUUGAACCUUGCUGGCCGGAUCCCUCGCGUGACACAGAAUUAGCCAUUGGGGGCAAAGUCUGGCUCUGCAUUCAGCUGGUCGCCGUUGCUGCACUCACGGCUGCCUUGGGGAAGCUGAGUCGCUUGAUCUGUCUUCCCUGGUCCUUCAUCUUCUCCAUGAUUCUUUUUAUUUUUCUGCUGGGUUACUUUUGGUUCUCCAGUUACAAAUCCCCUCUGUACUGGGAUUGCCUCCUCAUGCGCGAGCACGAGAUCACUGAACAGCCGAUGAAGGCAGAGCGUGCUGGCUCCAUCAUGGUGAGGGAGGCGACUUCAUUUAUGGAAAGGCACCGUGAGGGACCGUUCCUUCUUGUGUUCUCUUUUCUGCACGUCCACGUGCCGCUUCCCACGACCACCGAGUUCAUCGGCACCAGCAAGCACGGCUUGUAUGGGGACAAUGUUCAGGAGAUGGACUUCAUGGUGGGCAAGCUUCUUGAUGCCAUUGAUGAUUUUGGUGUGAGGAACCACACGCUCGUCUACUUUACAUCAGACCACGGCGGACAUUUGGAGGCACGGAUGGGCCACGCCCAGCUCGGGGGAUGGAACGGAAUAUACAAAGGUGGGAAAGGCAUGGCCGGCUGGGAAGGUGGAAUCCGUGUCCCGGGACUGGUCCGCUGGCCGGGAAGGUUACCAGCUGGGAAAGUGAUCGAGGAACCGACGAGUAUGAUGGACGUUUUCCCCACGCUGGCGGCCGUGUCAGGAAGCACGGUCCCUCAGGACAGGGUGAUCGAUGGCCAGGACCUCAUGCCUUUGCUUCAGGGAGAUGUCGAGCGCUCAGAGCAUGAGUUCUUGUUCCACUACUGUGGUGCCUUUCUCCACGCGGCACGCUGGCACCCAAAGGACAGUGAGGCAGUGUGGAAGGUUCAUUACGUGACACCUGUGUUCCAGCCGCCAGGAGCUCAAGGCUGCUAUGAGACCCAAUAUUGCCGAUGUUCGGGAAAACUGGUCACCUACCAUGACCCUCCUCUGCUCUUUGACCUCACAAGGGACCCCUCUGAGUCCACACCUCUGACGCCAGACACGGAGCCCUCUUACAAUGUGGUGAUCCAGACGGUGGCCAACGCUGUGAAGGAACACAAGAAAAGCAUCAUUCCUGUCCGGCACCAGAUUUCCGAAUUGAAUCAGGGCAACAUAUGGCUAAAGCCUUGCUGUGGGGUGUUCCCAUUUUGUCUGUGCGACACAGAAGGGAACACAUCUGCCGUGGGCGCAUGA